ACUUUACUACUACUUUUACCUCAAAAUUAUUAAGCGAUUUUUUUGGUGAGCGGAAAAAGAAACACCAAACAAUUUUUUAUAAAAAAUGGGAAAUUGUAUGGAAACUUGCAAGGUUAAUAGAUUCAAAGGAGGGGGAGGAGAAGAGAGCGGGAAAUCGAAAGAAGAAAACGGGGGAAUUGAAAUGAUUUGUAAAGAAGGAGACUUUGUGAAGAACGUUGCGAGUAAUAAAAAUGGUUUAAGAGUAAAAAUGGUUUUGACUAAAGAAGAGUUACAAUGGUUGAUGAUGCAGUUGAGUAACAGAGAUGGCAAUGGAGGAAAGAGGAUUGAAGAUGUUUUAGGGGAGCUUGAGAAGGGAAGAAAGAAAGUUUCAGGUCAUUCUUGGAAACCUUCUCUUGAUAGUAUAACUGAAAUCCCUGAAGUUGUUGAGAUGAAUAGAUGAUGGUUUUUGUUUUGGGUGAGUAGAGAGAGUUGUAAAGGGUAAACUGGAUUCGAUCUCAGGUUUUAGGUGUUGUUUGUCGAUCUCUCAAUACUUUACAGGUUAAGCUAGUUGUCAUCCACGUACGUAGUAGCAUAGGUGAUAGAUUUUUCAUUUGAGUUUUGCUCUUGUUUUACCUUUUUCGGGUGUGUUGUAGAGAGUUGUAAAGGGUAAACGAGAUUCGAUAUCAGGUGUGGAAUAUUGUUUCUCUCCCAACACUUUACCGGUUAAGUUAGUUGUCAUCCACGUACGUAGUAACGUAGAUGAUAGAUUUGUCAUUUGAGGUUUGCUCUUGAUUUACUCUUUUUGGGUGGGUUGGAGCAAGGUAAUUGGAAAUUUUUAGGUCUUUUUGCCUUACAUGGGUUACUUUAAAGGUUUGGUGUUGAACAUCCACAUGUGUAAAUAUUUUUUGAGAUAGAUUGAAAUGCUUGUAUGAAGAUCUUAUGAUAUCAAUUUGCCAUCUAUUAUACUUUA
Spinacia oleracea (spinach) is the source of this 949-nucleotide messenger RNA. RefSeq lists its product as uncharacterized. The coding region runs from base 86 to 439 and encodes 117 amino acids. NCBI's taxonomy places the organism in Eukaryota, Viridiplantae, Streptophyta, Magnoliopsida, Caryophyllales, Amaranthaceae. The record is from RefSeq and is a predicted model, not a curated record. The transcript has a single exon.